Saimiri boliviensis boliviensis (Bolivian squirrel monkey) is the source of this 625-nucleotide messenger RNA. It is a transcript of the gene ATP6V1G3, whose product is annotated as ATPase H+ transporting V1 subunit G3. Gene Ontology annotation, cellular component: synaptic vesicle membrane; vacuolar proton-transporting V-type ATPase, V1 domain; vacuolar proton-transporting V-type ATPase complex. NCBI's taxonomy places the organism in Eukaryota, Metazoa, Chordata, Mammalia, Primates, Cebidae. Gene Ontology annotation, molecular function: proton-transporting ATPase activity, rotational mechanism; ATP hydrolysis activity. Gene Ontology annotation, biological process: synaptic vesicle lumen acidification. The record is from RefSeq and is a predicted model, not a curated record.
AAUAGAGGCAACACCUCGUUUAUAUCUCCUUAUUUCAUACAGAAGAGCUAACAAUGGCAGAAAUGAUUUCACAGGAGCCACUUCCUUGGAGCAGGCUACCAUGACCAGCCAGACUCAGGGGAUCCACCAGCUUUUUCAGGCGGAAAAACAGGCCAAGGACAAGCUAGAGGAAGCCAAGAGGAGAAAAGGAAAACGACUGAAGCAAGCCAAGGAGGAAGCAAUGGUAGAAACUGACCAGUAUAGAAUGCAGAGAGAUAAGGAGUUUCGACUAAAACAAUCUAAGAUAAUGGGCUCUCAGAGUAAUCUCUCAGAUGAAAUAGAAGAACAAACACUAGGGAAGAUACAAGAACUUAAUGGACACUAUAAUAAAUGUAUGGAAAGUGUGAUGAAACAGCUCGACCAUGGUCUGUGACAUGAAACCAGAAAUCCAUGUGAACUACAGAGCCAUCAAGUAAAUGUACAUCAUAUUUUUCGAGGAAAAAAAAAGGUGUGUGAGUGCCACCUAGUUGCUUAUGGCUUCAUGUUUUUCUAUUAAGAAAUUUGAAAUGUAAAUCUUAAAUUUACAUUUACAGAAAAUGUGACAUAACUCAUGCUUUGGCAUUGCAUUAAACAAAACAAAACACAA